AUGAAAAAAACUAAACGAAUCUGUAUAAUUGGUGGAGGGUCCAGCGGAAUGACCUCCAUCAAAGCCUGUUUAGAAGAGAAGCUACAACCGAUUUGUUUUGAAAAAACUGACCAGCUUGGUGGACUUUGGCGAUAUCGAGAUGACACUUCAGAUGACUUAGCCUCGGUGAUGAAGUCCACAAUUAUAAACAGCAGUAAAGAAAUGAGUGCGUACAGCGACUACCCACCACCAAAAGAAUUCCCGAACUACAUGCAUCAUAGCUACAUGAUCAGGUAUAUUGAAAUGUACGCUGAAAAGUUUGACCUCGUUCAACAUGUCCGCUUUCGUCACGAAAUUCUGAAAGUUGUUGAAAAUCAAGAUCCCGAGAAAAAUGAAUGCUGGAAAGUAACCAUCCGGGACAUCGCCAAAGGCCAAAGUUUUGACGACUUUUUUGAUGGAAUAAUGGUGUGUAGUGGCCACCACGUGUACCCACAAAUUCCCACCUUCCCAGGGAUGGAGAGUUUUAAAGGUAAAGUCCUUCACACCCACGACUACAAAAAGCCUGAUGGAUUAGGAGACAAAAAAAUUGUGAUUGUGGGUAUUGGAAACUCUGGAGGAGAUGUGGCUGUGGAACUCAGCCAAAUCGCUGAUAAGGUGUACUUAAGCACCAGAAGUGGUUGCUGGAUAAUUCCUAGGGUUGGACCUCACGGCUUGCCCUUUGAUGCCACGUUCCUGAAACGAUCUUGGAACACACUCUGGAAUAAUGCUCCUUAUAGCCUAUUAUGCUAUAUUUCAGAGAAAUACGUCAAUACGCGAUUCAAUCACGAGACUUAUUGCAUCAAACCGAAACACCGCAUUUUCGGACAGCACCCUAUGGUAAACGAUGCUUUACCCAACCGGAUACUGAGUGGAACUGUAGAACUGAAAGGAAAUAUUAAAGAAUUCACCGAGAACGGAGUAAUCUUUGAAGGAGAGGAUGAAGAACUUGGGGUAGAUGUUGUUAUUCUAGCCACGGGCUAUAAAAUCGACUUUCCUUUUAUAGACGACAAAAUAUUUUCUGUUAAAGACAACAAGGUAGAGUUGUACAAGUACGUGUUCCCUCCGAAGCUGAAACACCAAUCUCUAGCCUUCAUCGCAUUAGCGCAACCAGUUGGUUCCCUGCUUCCAAUUGGCGAGAUCCAAGCUCGUUGGUUCGCCCUGUUGAUGGCAAAAAAAGUGAAACUCCCUCCUGUAGAAGAGAUGAUGGACGACAUCAAAAAGAAACAUGAUGAUCAGGUCAAGAGAUAUUUGGAAAAUCCACGAUACACAAUUCAGCUGGACUGGAUUUCGUACAUGGAUGAAAUAGCCUCUCUUAUCAAUGCUAAGCUUAACCUUUUUUAUCUGUUGCUAACUGAUCCUAAUUUCUUUAGGCAAUGCUUUUUUGGUCCUUGUCUUCCUUAUCAGUUUCGAGUUAGCGGUCCUCAUUCAUGGGGAGAAGCCAGAAGGACGAUCAUGACGUACAAUGAACGUGUAUUUGGAGCCCUUAAGACUCGUCAUUUAAGUGAGAAAGAAAACGUACAGUCUUGGGAGUUCUUCAAAUUUCUGGUAAAAGCUUUGUUCUUGAUUCUUAUAGCACUUGUAUUGUCAAAUCAUGUAAUUUGAACCACUGAAGAUAGCCGUCAAAAACUGUGUAACAGUGAGGUCUCAAAAUGGCAGAGAGACCUCAGUAUACAGUUGCUGAAGAUGAAGGGUCAAUAAUAAAAACAAGAUGAUAUUGUGAGUCACUAGUUGGUAUCAAUCGUCCGAAAUAUAUGGAGAUAAGUUGUAAUA
Limulus polyphemus (Atlantic horseshoe crab) is the source of this 1788-nucleotide messenger RNA. Its product is annotated as dimethylaniline monooxygenase [N-oxide-forming] 5-like. Lineage: Eukaryota; Metazoa; Arthropoda; Merostomata; Xiphosura; Limulidae. The transcript is spliced from 2 exons. The record is from RefSeq and is a predicted model, not a curated record. Gene Ontology annotation, molecular function: NADP binding; flavin adenine dinucleotide binding; N,N-dimethylaniline monooxygenase activity. The coding region runs from base 1 to 1620 and encodes 539 amino acids.